AUGUACGAUCCAAAAGCUCCUGUAUCUAUGUUCUUCAUUGCUAAACUUGAUCUGAAAGACAAAAUCAUCAAUAAGAAUCAAGAAGAUAGAGAAGACUUAAAGAAAAUUAUGGUUCAAAGGGAGAAAGAGAUGUUAGAUCUAAAAGAAAAUAUCAAAGAAAAGGAUGUGAAGAAAAGUUUUUCACUUGUAAGUUUUCAAAUAAAAGAUGUACCUAUGGAAUGUUCAUCAAGAAACUCUUGUUUUCACUCUGAUGAACAUCACACCAGCUCUGGUUCCAAUAAGCCUCAUGCUAAAGAGCUUCAAGCUGAGUGUUCGCAUUAUCAAGACUUCACAUGCUGA
This is a messenger RNA of Lactuca saligna, 339 nucleotides long. Lineage: Eukaryota; Viridiplantae; Streptophyta; Magnoliopsida; Asterales; Asteraceae. The record is from the annotation of a GenBank genome assembly.